Rhododendron vialii is the source of this 1979-nucleotide messenger RNA. Its product is annotated as probable trehalose-phosphate phosphatase F. Gene Ontology annotation, molecular function: trehalose-phosphatase activity. The transcript has 13 exons. Gene Ontology annotation, biological process: trehalose biosynthetic process. NCBI's taxonomy places the organism in Eukaryota, Viridiplantae, Streptophyta, Magnoliopsida, Ericales, Ericaceae. Bases 564 to 1706 code for a protein of 380 amino acids. The record is from RefSeq and is a predicted model, not a curated record.
CAACCGUAUUUGCCUUCUCCAUUAAGUUUCGGUUUAAUAACCCUGGCAAAACCAUCUAUAUAAACCCACCCCCCUCCUCCUUCCCUCCUCUUCUCUUGUCUCUCUCUCUUCAUUUUCUCGCAUUCAAUAACCUCGCACGCAUACCAUCCCUCCUCGCUCCCUUCAAUUUCUAGGGUUUUGUCUUCUAUUGUCUCUGUUUCUCAAUCCGAAAUACAACCUACAUUUUGCAGAUUCGCUCUUGCAUUUGAUUUCUUCGUACAUGCUUUGAGGGCUUUUCGGCAUUCGAGCUCAAGAAUUAGAAAUCCUUCUGUUGCUUGGUUUCAACACAAUUGGCUAGUUAGAUGAAGAUUUACAAUUUUCAGGAUUCUUCUGCUUGAUGGAUCGCUCUCCAACAGCCAAUGACAAGAAAACUCUGAAGAGGUGGUUUUUUAUUGACAAGAGGGUUGGUUAAAGUUCUUUUUCUCAAGUUGGCUCUGGAAAUCAAUUCCUUUGCCGUUGAUUGAACCAAGUUGAAACCGUUAGAUAGUUUUCAAAUUGAUAUCUUCCUCAACAAGCCGGACUCGAUGGACAUGAAAUCUAAUCACAAUGCUCCUGUUCUCGCUGAUCCUCCACCCAUGACCUUGACCAAGUCAAGACUGGGCAUCCAUUCUAGCCUUUACCCGCCCCCUGGUGUAGUUUUUUCUCACAAUCUUUUCCUAUCAAUCCCAAGGAGGAAACCUCAUAUAGUCGAUGAUGUGCGGUCCAGCUCUUGGCUGGAUGCGAUGAAAUCCUCAUCUCCUACCCACAGGAAGAAAGCUAAAGAAUCUAGCACUGAGCUGGCAUCAACUGAUACUGAUUUUUAUCACAGCUGGAUGCUGAAGUAUCCCUCAGCACUUACAUCUUUUGAGCAAAUUACAAAUUACGGGAAGGGCAAGAGGAUUGCAUUGUUUUUGGACUAUGACGGGACUCUUUCCCCUAUCGUAGACAACCCAGACCAUGCCUUUAUGUCUGAUACUAUGCGUGAUGCUGUGAGGAAUGUUGCAAACUAUUUCCCAACAGCAAUCAUUAGCGGCAGAAGCCGUGACAAGGUGUAUGAUUUUGUUGGACUAACAGAACUCUACUAUGCUGGAAGUCAUGGGAUGGACAUUGUGGGCCCUGUUCGGCCUAUGUCGAAUGACCAUCUAAACUGUAUUAGGUCCACUGACAAGCAGGGUAAAGAAGUUAACCUAUUCCAGCCUGCUAGUAAAUUCUUACCUAUGAUCGAGGAGGUUUUUAGAUCCCUUGUCGAGUCGACUAAGGACAUUAAAGGAGCAAAUGUGGAGAACAACAAGUUUUGUGUCUCUGUGCACUAUCGUAAUGUGGAUGAGAAGUAUUGGACAAUAAUUGCACUAUGUGUCCAGAAAACACUAAAAGACUACCCUCAUCUGCGAUUGACACAUGGGCGGAAGGUUUUAGAGGUUCGGCCUGUGCUCAAUUGGGAUAAGGGUAAAGCCGUCGAGUUCUUACUUGAAUCACUGGGCUUAAGUAACUGUGAUGAUGUGCUCCCAAUUUAUGUUGGAGAUGAUCGGACUGAUGAAGAUGCAUUUAAGGUUCUGAGAGAGGGAAAUCGUGGUUAUGGAAUCUUGGUGUCAUCUUUCCCCAAGGAAAGCAAUGCAUUUUACUCGCUCAGGGACACAUCAGAGGUCCUGGAGUUUCUCAAGUCACUGGUAGGAUGGAAGAAGUUAUAAAUACAAUACAAGGAAGACUAUACUCUGAUUUAGCAAGUAGGACAAUACAUGUUUUGGUCUAUACUAAAUUACAGAGGCUCCAACUGCAGAAGUGCAUCCGAGAGUUUCUUUUCUUUUUUUUCCCCUCUCUGUAAAUCCUGCUGGGAGUUUAUCCUUACACCAUGCCAAAUCAUUCGAAUUCCUUUUUUCUUAACCCUAGUUUUGGUCGCGGUGGUAUGUAAAGAAAUGCACUCAUUCGUUAAUUGAUUAUUUUAAAGCAAAUUUUGCAUAUUA